This is a messenger RNA of Crotalus tigris (Tiger rattlesnake), 3195 nucleotides long. RefSeq names its product beta-1,3-galactosyltransferase 6 (gene B3GALT6). Gene Ontology annotation, cellular component: membrane. The record is from RefSeq and is a predicted model, not a curated record. Lineage: Eukaryota; Metazoa; Chordata; Lepidosauria; Squamata; Viperidae. The transcript has 2 exons. Gene Ontology annotation, molecular function: UDP-galactosyltransferase activity. The coding region runs from base 645 to 1682 and encodes 345 amino acids. Gene Ontology annotation, biological process: glycosaminoglycan biosynthetic process.
UGAGGCCUGGAGCCACCAUAAAAGAGCCUUUUUGCUCCAGCUCGUGACGCCACCGGCACACCGCCCUGCCGGCUGGCAUUAACAGCCCCUCGGAAAAGCCCCCGGCGCUGCCCCCCUCCCUCAGGGCGCGCGGCCUGCCCUCAAAGAUGGCGCCAGACGCCAGCCUCACUUGCCCUCAGACGGGGAAGCGUCAGGAGCGGGGGAGGAGAGAAGGACGGAGGGGUGGUCACGUGGUGCUGGCGUGCUCGCCCUCUCCCCCCCCCCUCCGCUAGAGACGGACCCCGCUCUUUCGCCUUAGAAGCAGCCGAGGACGGCCGCCUCGCCUUCCAGAAGGGCCUCGCGUCGGGACCGAGCGCGCAUGCGCCGCGGGCGAGAGCAGCGCUCCGGCAAGGCUGCUUCGGGAAGACAAUGAACCUUCCGCUGGAGGCGAUCCAGCGGGCCCCCGGCGGCAUCCUCGAGCGCGGACUGAGGAGCGCGCCUUGCGAGCGGCCGCCGAGGGAUUGGAUCGCUGCCGCCGGGAGGCGGGGCUGCGCCUGAAGAGGGCGGGCCUAAGGCGUUGCCCCGCCUUCUGCGGGAGGAGCCUGCCUCCGGACCUCCCCCAGGGGGAAGAAGCCGGGCGUUUGGCCCCGCCCACCGGAGGGGCCAUGAAGCUGGUGCGCCUGCUCUGUCGCCACAAGACCCUGCUGGGGGGGCUCACCCUCUUUGCGGUGGUGCUGCUCUACCUGGCCAAGUGCACCUCGGAGGGCCUCAAGUCCUCCCCGGGGUGGGGGCUGCCCCAGCAGCAGCAGCCCCCUGCCCGCCCCGGGGUCCUCGGGGGUCCUCACCCGCCUGCGGCCGCCCCUCCGCCCCCUCCAGAGGAGGCCACCUUCCUGGCCGUGCUGGUGGUCAGUGGCCCCAAGUACACGGAGCGGCGGAGCAUCAUCCGGAGCACCUGGCUCUCCCCGGCCGGCCGGGUGCCCCGCAGCGACCUGUGGUGCUGCUUCGUGGUGGGCACCGGCGGGCUGACUGGAGAAGAGCUGCACAGCCUGGAGCUGGAGCAAAGCCGCCACCACGACCUCCUCCUCUUGCCCGACCUGCGGGACUCCUACGAGAACCUGACCGCCAAGGUCUUGGCCAUGUACGUCUGGCUGGACCAGCACCUGGACUUCCGCUUUGUCCUGAAGGCCGACGACGACACCUUGGUCCGCCUGGAUGUCCUGGCCGAAGAGCUGCGGUCCAAGGAGCCGCGCCGCCUCUACUGGGGCUUCUUCUCGGGCCGCGGCCGCGUGAAGUCGGGGGGCAAGUGGAAGGAAAACGCCUGGCUCCUGUGUGACUUCUACUUGCCUUACGCCCUGGGCGGUGGGUACGUGAUCUCGGCCGACCUGGUGCACUACCUUCGCUUGAGCCAGGACUACCUCAACCUCUGGCAGAGCGAGGAUGUGUCCUUGGGAGCUUGGCUGGCUCCGGUGGACGUCAAGAGGAUUCACGACCCCCGCUUUGACACCGAGUACAAAUCACGGGGUUGCAACAAUAAGUACAUUGUGACUCACAAGCAGAGCCUGGAGGACAUGCUGGAAAAACAUCAGACUCUGGCCAAAGAAGGGAAGCUUUGCAAGGAGGAGGCAAAACUUAGACUCUCUUACGUGUACGACUGGAGCGUGCCUCCUUCCCAGUGCUGCCAGAGAAAAGAUGGCAUACCCUGAAGCCCAAGGCUGUGGAUGGAUUAAAAGUGUCCCGUUUCAGAAGAGCAAUUCAGACACGAACCCCAAUGGGAUUAAAAAUUAAGGUGCUGCAACCACGUCGGUCUCCGAAUUGAAAUAGCAGCUUCUGCCGGUACCUUUUUUUAAAUGGAACAUCUUUGGCUUGACGCUUCUAUUUCACUUGGAUAAUUUCUUGAAUGUCUGUUGUUACAACAUUUUCCACUUCCUGACUGCUACCGUCUGCUCUUUGAAUCGUCUUCCCCUUUAUUCAAAAGGGGGGUGUUUUAAUCUGUAAAAACAUUUCGGGGGGGGCAACCUGAUUGGAUGCUGGAGCCGCCAUUAUGCGCUACGAACGGCCUCUUGAGUGGCUGUGGAAGAUCAGCUGCUUUUAAGAGGCUGCUUAAUUGCUGACGGAGACAGCUUCAUUUUGACUGAAAAAUCCACGCUGCUUCGGCCCUGAGGGAAUUAGAUGUUUUUAAAAUUAUGGCUGUUACCUUUUUCAAAUAUACUGUUAAUGAUUAAAGCAGGAUUGUGUCCUUUUCUUAGGGACCAGCAUUGGAGCCACAACUCUGGAUUGUGAUGAGCUGAAAUGGGAGAUGGCUAAAUUGGAUGCCUUCUUUGACCAAUUUCUUUAUGUUAAGAGAACUACGGGUUGCAAAUAAGGAUAGUCUCAUUUUCACACCUUGAUUGUUUGCAGCAGGCACAGUUUUGACAACUAGGGCUUAAUUCAGCCAGAAUUUAUGCUCUGUCACUAACCUUUCUGGUGAAUCACCUCAAAAAUUGUGGCCACGAUGCUCAAGGUGUAAAUGGUUCUGGACCAAAGGAUUUUUGGAAAGAUCUUAUAGAUGGAUGGAAUUGCUGUCUUUUAGGGAUGAAUUGUGCCCAGUGGGAUGGAGGGACUCAUAAUUUUUAUAUUGUGUGGGGUCCGUUAGCCAUGUUUGUUUUUCCUGGCAUCUACAAUAAUCCUCGCUCUAAAUAUUUACAUUUUUCCAUAGAUAUUUGAACUGCUUUUACCCCCAUGAAAGCUUAAAAAGAACCUUAGGGCUUAAUCUUUUCAUUCAGAAAAAACUCCUAGCAGAGAAUCUGAGAUACACAUCUAAUUAUGCUUAGAUCAGAUUAAGAGGAAAUUGUGAUCCAAUCAUGCUUAAGGAAAGAGUUGCUGAACUACUUGUCUAUGUUUUCCUGGUGGCCUCCGAUGCGAGCUCUAUCAAGAUAGAUCGUAAUUUCCUUUUUGAGAUCAAUUAAGGUGGAGCAUUAGCUGCUACUUUGCUACGGGGGCAAAGUUAGUUUGUUUUAACGAUGGACGUUCAGCAGCUUCCUUUGAAAAUUAGUUACCAGAACAACUGAAAAUAUUUGUCCCCUCCAAGGGGAGUUAGUAUUGUAUGUAAAAUUAUGUGCUUAUAAUAGUGAUAAUUUAUUUAUAAAUACUGUAAAUGUACUGUGUAUAGUUUCAGGCCUGAGAAAAAUGGUUAAAUGUCAGUUUUAAUUUAUUAAAGGAAUGUGUUGAAGCUCAGAA